GCGAGAGUGGGAGAGAUUCAAUGUCAGAAAAAGAAGAGGAUGUGAAGCUUAUAGGGUCUUGGGCAAGCCCUUUCAGUCGCCGGGUGGAGAUGGCUCUUAAACUCAAAGGUGUUCCUUACGAUUACUCAGACGAAGAUUACUUGGUCACCAAGAGCCCUUUGCUUCUCCAGCUAAAUCCUAUUUACAAGAAGGUUCCAGUGUUUGUCCACAAAGGUAAAGUAUUACUUGAGUCACAUCUAAUCCUUGAAUACAUCGACCAGACAUGGAGAAGGAAUCCAAUUCUGCCUCAAGAUCCAUACGACAGAGCAAUGGCUCGCUUCUGGGCCAAAUUCGUUGAUGAACAGGUCACAUUAAUAGGCUUUAGGUCUCUAAUAAAAUCAGAGGAAAUUGAUGUUGCGAUCAAAGAGGCUCAGGAACUUAUAACAUAUCUAGAGAAUGAAAUCACCGGGAAAAUGUUCUUCGGCGGGGAGACCAUAGGAUUCUUGGACAUGGUCGUGGGAAGUAUGAUCCCGUUUUGUCUGGUUCGGGGUUGGGAAGGUAUGGGAAUUGAUAUGAUUCCAAAGGAGAAGUUUCCAGAACUAAACAGCUGGAUUGAAAAAAUGAAAGAAAUUGAGAUCGUGAGGGAAUGUAUUCCUAAUAGGGAGAAAAAUAUUGAGCACAUGAUGAAAAUUGUAGGGCGUAUAAAAGCUGCUUCGAAGGCGGCGUGACUAUAUGCUUUGAUCCGGAGAUUUUUACUGUAUUUUGUAUUGUUUAGUUAUUUUAAAGUUGUAUGAUUUGAUUGGUUUACUAAAUAAAGAUGAGUGCUAAAAUGCAUCCACUGUGGUCGUA
Messenger RNA from Eruca vesicaria subsp. sativa (arugula), 828 nucleotides. The record is from the annotation of a GenBank genome assembly. Lineage: Eukaryota; Viridiplantae; Streptophyta; Magnoliopsida; Brassicales; Brassicaceae.